GGGGCGUAAUGAUGGCCUGUAUUUUCAAACCAACUCAACAUGGAGGAAUAAGAGUAAAAUAGUAAGUCGGAUUUACGUCACUAGCUUUCCAUCAUACGCAAAUUAUCAAACUUUAUUCUGGGCUUAAAAGUAGUUUAUCGUACAUGAUGUGGAGAAAGCCUCACGCGGAAUCAAGGUGUUGCGAGCUUGGCAAACUUUGGUGACACAGAGCCAAAAAUUUCACAUGUAGCAGAAAAAAAAAAAAACGUUGUCUUAUCGCAUAGGAAACGGAGUUAUGGAUAGAACGAAGACGCCACACGUACGUCCCGGGGAAGUCACCACCUGCGCUUCUCGAGAGACUACGUCGACCGCGAUUUUCUUAACACUCGCUAUAACUGCUGCACUAUCCGCCACUAUGGGAAACACCCUCAUCUGUAUGUCCGUGUAUAAAACCAGGUCGCUAAGAACACCCGCCAACUAUAUUCUUGUCAGCCUCUCCGUAGCGAGCCUUUCAUUUGUUCCAGUGUUGGCGGGUUACUCCUUUUCUCUCACUAUCAAAGAAUGUGAUCCGAGGGCUAAAACCGUGUGCACGUGGUCUUCAAAAACUGAUUGGACUUUAUUCUGCGUGGUUAUGCUUCACUUACUGUUCAUAUCAUUGGAUCGACUGUUGGCCAUAAAGCAACCCAUGAGAUACCCUGUCUUGGUGACCACAAAACGCACUCUCAUUGCAAUUACAGUCCUGUGGAUCGUUGGCAUCUUGGAAGGUUUUUCGCCAAUUAUCAUUAGUGAAAUUAUAGGAAAAAAAGCUUACGCACUUCAGGUGCUGAUAGAAGGUUGUCUCCAAAACAACCUUAUUCCAAACGAGAGAGACUUACAACGCAUCAUCCCUCACUUCCUAACUCUCAUAACAAUUAUUGCCUUACUGCCCAGCGGUAUCAUGCUGAUUUCACAUGCUUGGAUUUUCAUGAUCUCCUUCAGACAAUACAAACAGAUAAGAACAUUGGAGGACACUUUCGCGCAAGGGCGUGUCACUGAAAUGCGCGCCGCCAGAACCGUAGCUGUCAUCGUGUUUUCGACGUUGGCUUGUUUUGCACCUCUGCUCGCUGUGACUCUCAUCACAACAUUUGAGCCGCCCAGCGGUCGCUCGCUGAACGCAAGUGAAACGAUUGUGAAGUAUAGGCUCUUUCCGAGCCUUAAAAUUCUGUACUUAUUAGCAAUAAGCUUCAACCCUUUGAUUUACGCUUUGAAAAGUGAGCCUUUCAAAGUAGCAUUCAAGAGGAUACUUCGACCUUGCUGGGCAAGCUGUCGAGCAAACCCCUCUAGGAUCGUUCACAAUGGAGAGCUCCCUGUUCGAAAUUAGCCCCCAGCCUUCCACAACAAAAGACUAAGGAGAAUUCAUUAAGAAACUAAACAUAGUGACGCAAUUCAGAAUGUUUUGUUAUAAUAGAUUUAGUUUACUUUAACGAGUUUUGCGCCGAAUACAUUAAAUCUGAAAGCGUCUCUCCGACACCUAUAAAAUCCAAGUUUUUUGUUAAAGCAACCAAACGAGUGCUGCACAUUACCAGUCCUCGUAUCGAUUAGAGCAUCAUUGUUGUCAAAGCAAGUACAUCGGUACUUUAUCUGGACUGAAAAAGGCGAAACCUUCUGGUCAAUCCCAUCUACCACAGAACUACUGUUUAUGGACAAGAAUACUUAACGUCAUUAGUUGAAGUUCUUCGUGAGAUCUUGUAGAUAAGUAUUGACUUGAUUCUAUGAAACUGAGCUUAGCAAAUUUUCCACCAGACUCUUUUUGUUCGGCCAGAUCCCCAUCUUUCUUAGAACGAUAUGUCAACUUCAACUAAAAGUCAUUACGACGGAGCAAUCACUUCUAAGGAUAAAGGUGUCAACAAUGCAGAUAUUGACCGGGUGUACUCCACUUUGAAGGUCUUAUUUAAUGCUCCAAACAGCUCAACUGUAGUCAUUCUCCUUCUUCGACCGCUUGCCUCGGAAGGACAUUGUUUUGUCGCGAGGAACAAUUCAUAGACAGACUGCGAUUUAAGAGGGCUUCGGUUAUUCACGCAUAUAGGAGGACUAUGUAGAAUUAUUUGUCUUGUUUUUAAAAGUCGAUUCAUCGUCAAAUUGGUAGUGAUAGAGACGAUUUAAAGAUUCAACCUCGUACUCUAUAAGCUCACAGCUUUUCAAUGUUCUCGUGGGAUAACGCCAUUAACUGAAAAAAAAUAGCGCAUUAACCUUUGCUGAUGUUCCUUUCCUCAGAAAACGCUGUAAUAUUGCAAAAGAAACAGAGUCAUGGACGGAAGGAGGAUGCGGAACUUGUUACGCAAUGAAAACAAACCUUGCGAUGCGCCAGAGCGCAUCUCGAGCGCAAUAUUUUUAACUCUAACUGCUGCACUUUCAGCCACAGUAAGGAACACCCUCAUCUGUAUAUCCGUGUAUAAAACCAAGUCGCUGAGAACACCCGCCAUUUAUCUUCUUGUCAGCCUCUCUGUUGCAGGCCUGUUAUUUGUUCCCGUGUUGGCGGGUUACUCCUUUUCUCUCACCAUCAAAGAAUGUGAUCCGAGGGCUAAAACCGUGUGCAUGUGGUCUUCAAAAACUGAUUGGAUUUUAUUCUGCGUUGUUAUGCUUCACUUACUGUUCAUAUCAUUGGAUCGAAUGUUGGUCAUAAAACAACCCAUGAGGUCUGUGGUGCAAAAAGCAAUUCAAAUCUAAGUUGAAUGGGUGAUUCAAGAAUGGCCUUCCAGUUUGGGCGUUGACUCUAUGAUAGUUACGUGAAUGCAUGUUGUCUCUUGUAAGGCUAAUCGCACAGGGCUAAAAUGAAGGGCAUGUAACGAGAGCAUGUACUAGCUCUUUUCAUGUUUACCUUAAAUUGUCAGGGGUAGGAGUAGGAAUUGAUUAGAGUUUCGCUUCUAAAUUGAACCCCCGGGGUAUUUCUUGUUACAGCUUAUUUUAGAGAUAGGACGCGCCAAUGAGAAGCAUCCUUGUUAGUUGUCUUCUCUUGAGAUUUCAAAGCUUAUUAUGAACUUCAGUAAAUUCAUUCUCCUAGAUUACCUUAACAACCCAUUUUAUGCAAAAAGCGACAAGCAAGCAAGCACAUGAAAUCUGGUUUCGAGGCAUUGAUUGAACGGCAAUUUAACAAAGCUACUCCGGAGUAAUCGAGAGUGCUAAUUGGAGGAACAUAUUGGAAAUGCAAACUGUCUCUCUUCUAUCGCAUUUCUCUCAUCUUCAUUUUCUCAACAGAUACCCAGUCUUGGUGACCACAAAACGCAUGCCCUUUACGAUUACUUUCCUAUGGAUCGUGGGUAUCUUAGAGGGGGUAACGGUAACGUCGAACCUGAUCAAACAAAUUAAAGGAAAGCGAGGCCACCCACUCCUAGAGCUAGUGAAUGGUUGUCCCAAAACAGCAUUAUUCCACGUAAAGCUCAUACACAACCCAUAAUACCACAUUACCUUACUCUCGUCAUGUUUUCAGCGUUGGCUUGUUUCGCACCUCUGCUCGUUGUGAAUCUCAUCACAACCUUUGAGCCGCCCAGCGGUAAGUCGCUGAACGCAGGUGAAACGAUUGCGAGGUAGAGACUUGAGAGUCUUAAAACUGUACUUGUUAGCAAUAAGGUUCAACCCGUUAAUUUACGCUCUAAAAAGUGGGCCUUUCCAGAUGGCAAUCAAGAGGAUACUUCUACCACGUUGUGCAAUCUGCCGUCCAAACCUCCCAGGGAACAAGUUCAAUGGAGAGCUUGCAGAUCGAAAUUAGCUCCCAAUCUUCCAAAACAAUAAGCGACUGAGGUCUAGUCAGUUACAAACCAAC
This is a messenger RNA of Stylophora pistillata, 3778 nucleotides long. RefSeq names its product adenosine receptor A2b-like. The record is from RefSeq and is a predicted model, not a curated record. Gene Ontology annotation, biological process: G protein-coupled receptor signaling pathway. Gene Ontology annotation, cellular component: membrane. Gene Ontology annotation, molecular function: G protein-coupled receptor activity. NCBI's taxonomy places the organism in Eukaryota, Metazoa, Cnidaria, Anthozoa, Scleractinia, Pocilloporidae.